Lineus longissimus is the source of this 3818-nucleotide messenger RNA. RefSeq names its product ubiquitin-conjugating enzyme E2 Q2-like. NCBI's taxonomy places the organism in Eukaryota, Metazoa, Nemertea, Pilidiophora, Heteronemertea, Lineidae. The transcript has 12 exons. The record is from RefSeq and is a predicted model, not a curated record. The coding region runs from base 85 to 1194 and encodes 369 amino acids.
UUGAGAAAGUCGUCACAAAACAUUGUGAAAACAUUGUGAUAAUUUCGCCAAAUUCUGACUCUGAAAUGCACCUUAGGUGAUAGAAUGGCCUGUCUUGCCCAGCUUAAGCAAGAUAUCAAACAUAUAGAAACGACUUUUCCUAAAACCCAUGAGCGAUUUCGGAUCAUGGGUGCAUCUGUUGACGAAAUCUCGUGUCGAUUUGUCGGAAAGAAUGGUGAAAAGCUGGACCUCAAUGCUCACAUCACAGAAACAUAUCCACAUACAGCACCAAUUUGGUGUGCAGAAAGUGAGGAUCCGUCAGGAUCAUUGACAGCGGCCAUAGAACAGAUGUGUGAUACUGAAGAAGACGGAUAUUUUCUUAUACAGCAGAUCAAGAUAUUGCUGUCAGCACUGUGUCAAAUGCAUGAUGUGCCACUUCCAGAGGAAAUGAAGGUGUUAGAUUUAGGUGGCGUGAGUAAUGACAAUGAAGAUAUGAGCAGUGAAUCAUCAGAAGAGGAGAUGGAAGACCAAGAUGAUGUGGAAGAUGACCUCCAUUAUGAGAUGAUGGAGGAUGCUGGUGAGCACAAAGCCAAAGAGGAAUUUGAUGGUAUUGAAAAUGAUGACCUAGUCACGUUACAAAAACUCAAGCAGAUUCAGAGGCAAGAUUAUUUAAAGGGAUCUGUGUCUGGAUCUGUACCAGCCACUGAUAGAUUAAUGAAAGAAUUACGAGAAAUAUAUCGGUCAGAUAGCUACAAAAAUGGCAUCUAUUCAGUGGAACUAGUCAACGAUAGUCUUUAUGAGUGGAAUGUUAAGUUAUUGAAGGUUGAUCCGGACAGUCCCCUACAUAAUGACCUUGUUGCGUACAAAAAGAAGGAGGGAAAGGAUUAUAUAUUACUCAAUUUUACGUAUAGAGAUUCCUUUCCGUAUGAGCCUCCAUUUGUUCGUGUAAUCCAUCCUGUUAUAACUGGAGGUUAUGUACUUAACGGUGGUGCUAUCUGUAUGGAACUACUUACGAAACAGGGCUGGAGUAGUGCCUACAGUCUAGAGUCGGUCAUUUUUCAAAUAUCUGCAACUAUAGUAAAGGGAAAAGCCCGAAUAAAAUUUGAUGCUCCCAAGAGUCAAUACAGCCUUGCAAAAGCCCAACAGUCAUUUAAAUCACUAGUACAAAUUCACGAGAAAAAUGGUUGGUUUACACCGCCAAAAGAAGAUGGUUGAGACACCAUGGAUUGCGUAAUCAUUGUGUUGAUACGGACAACUUUCUCAUGGAUCUAAAUAUUUUAAGCGAGGAAAUAAUGAUUAUGAUACACGAGACAUCAUAAAGCAGAAUUGUGUUCAGUGUUGCCUAGACAACCGAGAUAAAGAUCCAUGGUAUAUCUGGAUAUAUUAUGCAAUGUGUUGUUCCCUUGUGGAAUUGGAGACGCUAUUUUCUUUAGCUGGGUUUCUACGUAGAUCAUGGACAACAAUCUCGCUUUUCUGAGCGAAUAUCGAGAUAAAAACGCAUUCCUCUGUCUGGCAGUAAAGCAGUAGAGCACUCAUUUUGGCGGCACCCUUUGGGUUAGUGGUGCCAUCUUUUUUUGUUUUGGCUUAGAAAGAAGGACAUUUUUUAUACCUUCCAACAUGUCUAAGAAUCAUCAUGUCAUUGUGAUUAGUUUUAAACGCUAAAAACCUUUGGGAAAAUUCCAUGUUUAUGGUGGCAGUGGGUCCUGAAAAGAUUAAAAAGUGCCUACUGGGUGUCACCCGCCAAUGAAAGGGUCUCCUGGCUUUAUUUCAUUGUGCUGUUCAAAUAGCUUUGAGAGCUUUACUAUUGAGCUGAAGGUCUUUUGAAUCUGAAGGGCAGGUUUCAAGCAUGGACUCCAGUUGUAAAUAUAUUUAGUUAUUGAGACCUGCUUUUCUAGACCUUCGAUUUUGUAAAUUAAUCUAGAUUUAUGUCUGGCAUGUAAUCUCAGUUGUUGAUAUUCAAGGUGUAUGUGCUGAAUUCUCCCUUCCCCUACCCAGGCGUGUGCAUUCUGUCAAGUUUGCACUGUCAGAUUUUCCACCACAUUUGCAUGCUGAAGACUUCCCAGACUUGGAGCCGAGAAUGCCCUGGAUAUCGCCCAGUCGAGCCUUUAGGAAAAAAGGGUGCAUUACAAGAAAAAACACCAGAAAUGUACAUUCAUUGGUGAAGUUUAAAAAUAACGUGUGUCCAUCUGGUAACUUAAACAAUUUGACGUCAUACACACAAAAGUUUUUAUGUAAGUUAACUGUCGGGGUACUCUGUGGUGCAUUAAGAAAAUCAGUUAGUGCAGAACUUGUGAUUUGUUCGCAAUCAACAGAAAAAAAUGGAUAUUACAUUUGAGUAGAGUGAGAUUGCCUCAAAAUUAAAACAUUCUUGUACAUGCUCCAAACUUCAUGGGGAUGAUGGAUGGAAUGCCUUGAUGAGAGGCCUUGAAAUAAGUGCAUUUAUAUAAGUGUUGCCAUACAUGUAUAAUGGCCCGAUUCCACUGGGACAUGUUCUACUCUGGGGAAACUUCACUUGACGCAGUGUGUAUUUUGGAACACUGAUUACCCACUUGCAAUGGUGUAUUUGGUAGAAAAGUGGAAGUAUCGUUACGUUUCACCAAAUACCCUCUCGGGCUGAGUGUAGUUUUCUGGAGCCGCUGCAUGUGCCAAACAGGAAAGGCCCUUGUCAAAUCAGCCUUAAAAUUUGUGUUUCCUCUUCACUAAAACUUUGAUCUUUUGAGAAGGAAUUUUGUAAAUCAGGUCAAGAGUUAUUUCAGUGUUGUGUUUUAAAAUCAAUAUCCCUUUAGAUAAAUUCAGUUUUUGUUUCAACAGUUUCUAUGCUAACUUCGUACAUGUAGUAUUACAUACAUGUAGUUUUACAAAAUGAUCAGUUUUUGAAAUGAUUGCAAGCAUCAAAUUGACGUGGCCCAGUUUUACUAGAUCUUCUUGUUUUCUUGUUAAGUGACUCCUUGUAGAUUUAAUAUUCAGUAUGAUCGAUUUUGAAAACGGAGUAUUCUUUCCAAUAAUUUGAAAACUAUUGAGAUCUGAAGUGAAUUGAUGAUUGUGUGUCAAAACUAACCCUAAGAUUUUCACAAUUGGAUGAAUAUACUCAAGAAUUUGCAAAUUUGUCUAGGUGGUCGGUUGACUGAUUUUUCCAAAUUCUUUUUUUUCUUCUUGAAAAUAGGGAUUAUGGUAGCUGGGGGGUCAAAUCAGUGGUCUUCACUCACAUGUGCCGUUAGGGAACGGGGUCAUGUUUGCUUGGGCAAUCUAUAUUCCCCCUACUACCAUAAAUAGUUUUCAUGUUCUGAGAGAAUCAGCUUCGUAUAACUUAAUCUGACAUACUUGGCUCCAAUGAGUUGGCACCUGCCUAUACUACUUUUGAUAAGCAUCAAGUAUUUUGCUGUAUCCAAGUUAUUUUUACUAUGUAUGUACAGUAUCCAUAUUGCUGCAGAAGAGGCUGUGUGGUGCUGCUAGCCCUCAAUGAACCUGUUUUGCAGCGUCACCUGAGAGUAUGUUUAUGUAUCAAUGAUGAAAUCACAAGGUUUCUGUCCUGCAGGGAUACAUCUGUAUGGGUACACCAACUGUGUGUCAUCCUGGGCAAAUCAGGGGUUAAUGUUUCCUUAUACGGCCCUUCACACAAACAUUUCCCCUCAUUAGCUGAAGUUCAGGUGCACAAUAUCUUUCCGUCAACAAGCAACUGGUAGGCCUAGCGACAAAAACCUUUUUAUUUAUCCUUUGUGAAGAAUUUGAGCAAUUUUUGUAAACCCUGUCUGGUUUGCGCUGCCCAAGGUAAGCUUAAGUGUGUCCCGGAAAAUAUGUUACCUUGUAAAAAUAAUUUGAAAUAAAAAGAAUAAAUAUGA